GCCCUAUCUCACACCGACCAAUCAGCUAUGUAAUCCAUAUUGAGACAUACGCAAAUCCCGGAACCGAACAUUUGGAAAACAAACUCGUAGAGCAAACGUGGAAUCAUAAAAUUGUUUGUGCUUUAAAUACAAGUUGCCGUACAGCCAUGGGUAUUAAACACAUCAAGGUUAUUGGGCUGCUUUCUCUGACAUACUGUGUCAUCUCUUUAAGUGCUGCUGGUUCACACCAGAAACAAUCUGCUCUUACAGUAGUGGAAAAUAAUGAACAGGAAGAGGAGAAAAGUGAGGCAACAGUGGAGGAUGAACAGGACUCCGAAGACCUUGAAGUAUUUUAUCCAACUGAUCAGUGGCAGACAGUCAGACCAGGUCAGGCUGUUCCUGCAGGGUUGCAUAUAAGAUUAAAUCUGCAGACAGGAGAAAAAGAAGCCAAGAUUCCAGAUGAUGAAAAGGAAAGUUUAAGUAAUAUGAAAUAUUGGAAACAAGGAAAAAGGCAUGGCAUAAUGAACACGGAUGCCAAAUCCUUUACAGCACAGGAGCUAAAGAAAGCUCUCAAAAAAUUCAAACAGGAGACUGUGCCUUCAGCAGAUGAAGAAAAGCUCAGAAAAGAAAAAGUCAAACAAGUCUUCCGUCCUAUUGAAGAAAUAAAGAAGGAAUUUAAGGACUUAAAUAUGCUUAUCGAAACUGAUUAUGAAAUAAUUAAAAAAAUAGUUGAUAAAUUUAACAGUUCCAGCUCUACUCUUGAUGAGAAGAUUGAAGCACUUAAGAAUCUGGAGUACUACGUGCAUCAGGUGGACAAUGCACAGGACUUGGUUUCACUUGGAGGGUUCCAUCUAGUAAUUAAUGCACUGAACAGCACAGAGCCCAUAUUGAAAGAGCACGCAGCGUUUGUGUUAGGAUCUGCAGUCUCCAGCAACCCUAAAGUUCAGAUUGAAGCAGUCGAUGGAGGAGCGUUGCAGAAACUCCUGGUGCUUCUGGCUACUGAACAGUCUGUGGCCAUAAAAAAGAAGGCUCUGUUUGCCUUGUCUUCUAUACUGCGACAUUUUCCAUAUGCCCAGGAAAAAUUUCUCAAGAUGGGCGGCCUACAAAUACUUGGGCAGCUUUUCCAGACAAAAGGAAUGGAACAGCUGCGUGUGCGUGCUGUGACACUCUUGUAUGAUCUGCUGAUGGAAAAGAUGCUGCUGCAUUCAACAGAAGCUGACAGUAAACAGAUGAAAGAGAAAAUUUCACAGUAUAACCAAGUAAAUCUGUUGCCGGUCAUGUUAGAACAAGGCUGGUGCACGCUAAUAUCGCACCUUCUCACUGCUCCUGAGCAUGACACCCGAGAAAAGGUACUGAAAACAGUAGACAUUAUUGCACUAUCCUGCAAGGAGGAGUUUAAUAAAGACCCUGUUUUCAAUACUACCAUGUUUCGUCUUAAAUCGGAAUAUGAGACACUUGCAACAGCAGAACAUAAUGCGGGAGAAGAGGAUACUUACUUUAUGGAAAUUCUCAGCACAAUAGAAAAUAUAAUGCAACAAUUAAACAUGGUUAACAGCAGCAGUGUCUUUGGGUUACAGUGACAGGCGUAUGUAGUAAAUACGACUGAUAUUCACUUUUGCCUUCCUUGAUAAGAAUGUAGUAGAACCAGGCAACGUUACUUAGCUGGAUGAACCAGCACUGCUGUCCUUAUAUUGAUGCAAAGCUGGACUAUUACUGUAGGAACAGUGUUGCUGCUUUACUAUCACUCAUUGGAAGAGGAUUUCUUUCUGUAUCAUGUAAGACCUGUGAAAUUAACAUUUGUAAACACAUUUAUUAACAACAUUUAUGUUUAGUUGUAUUUAAAGGAGGAAACAAAUGGGUAUAUAAACCUAAAGAGGUGUUCUGCUGAAGUUCUAUUAGAAUUUAUUUCCAUUUUUAUUCUUUGAAAAUUGAUUUCUUUCUUUCAUGCCUGAUGUAUUUAUAUUCCUUUCAUGUCCUGUGUAACAUAGUAUGAUUAAAAGGAGAUGUACAGAUUGAUUGAGGAAAGGUCAUCACAUUUUGGUAUAAAAAUUAAUUAAAAACUAUCUCCUGUAUUAAGUAAUAUAUUUGAAAAAUUAAAUAGUAGAUACAA
Molecule: messenger RNA, 2089 nt
Organism: Protopterus annectens (West African lungfish)
Lineage: Eukaryota; Metazoa; Chordata; Ceratodontiformes; Protopteridae
Gene: SIL1
Product: SIL1 nucleotide exchange factor
Exons: 10
Coding region: 147-1559 (470 amino acids)
Source: RefSeq, a predicted model, not a curated record